Molecule: messenger RNA, 2577 nt
Organism: Erigeron canadensis
Lineage: Eukaryota; Viridiplantae; Streptophyta; Magnoliopsida; Asterales; Asteraceae
Product: heterogeneous nuclear ribonucleoprotein Q
Exons: 9
Coding region: 725-2326 (533 amino acids)
Cellular component (GO): nucleus
Molecular function (GO): mRNA binding
Source: RefSeq, a predicted model, not a curated record
UUAACCUAACCUGCAAUAAAUAAUAAUAAGGGGAAAGUCUAACAAUACUAAAAAUUCCAGGUUUCAGCGCCGCUCUUCACCGGCCGGCAAUUAUUGUCGUAUUACCGUCGUUCUAGAUCACACUUACUCACCGCUUGAUCCAGGCAGAUUACGGAACAGGAAAAUAAUCUCGAUCUUGAUAAAUUUUGCUGCCAUUUAGCUAUAAUUUUCAUGACAAAUCCAUGUAGCUCUCCUUUGACCAUGGCUGGACAUAUGUUCCAGUCUUUAGUUUGCUGUUGUUCUGACUGAUGCAUUAACAUAUAUUCUUGUAUUUUUGAUUUCUCAACCUUAUUAUUUGCUUUUCCACCUUCUCUUGGCAUUGUUGUUAAUUGCAUUGAUGGUAGAUUGUACAUCUAAAAGCUAGAUACAGAUUUCACAUAUCAUUUGAUAUCUAGAUUUUGCGAAUUCAUUAAUUUCAUUGAUUUUGAAACUGAUGAGCAUCACCAUCCUGUUGAAUCUUGAAUAUACAUUUAUCAUCCAUUUAUUGAACAUAAUUGCCGUUUAAACUCCUUAAUCCACACCUAAUGGCAUCGUUCCAAUCACUGUGUUUCUCACGUUUCCUCUUCUUUCCCCUUUCCAUUUUGUUUCAAUCUUCCCCUUCUUGUCUUCUUUCUUCUGUAAAUGCUUCUCGCUUCUGUGUAUCUAUCCCAGUUGCUGUUCAAGCUUUUGUUCCUAAAUAUAUACUAUGCCGAGGACACGAGCAAAGAGAACCAUGUUAGCUGUUAAGGUUGAGGAGCCACCAACGGAUGUCAAGAUAGAGAAGCCAUCUGAACCUGAAGAGCAGGUGGAUUUUGAUGGAGAUAAUGAGGACACAGGUGAAGAGGAGGUUGAGUACGAAGAAGUAGAGGAAGAAGUGGAGGAGGAAGAGGAGGAAGAGGAGGAAGAAGAAGUUGAGGAAGAGGAAGAAGAAGAAGAAGAGGAUGAGGAGGAUGACGUAGAUGCUGAAGAUGAACAUAAAGUGAAAGAUGAAGAAAUGGAAUAUGCUGAAGAAGAAGAGGAUUUAAAGAAAAUACACGAUAAACUUUUAGCCCUUCCUCCUUAUGGCUCAGAAGUUUAUCUUGGUGGAAUUCCUCUUGAUUCUUCUGGAGAAGAUCUUAAAGAGUUUUGUGAAUCUAUCGGAGAAGUCACAGAGGUGCGGAUAAUGAAAGAUAAAGAUGCAAGUCAGAACAAAGGGUAUGCUUUUGUAACCUUCAGGACUAAAGAUUUGGCUUCAACUGCUAUCAAGGAGCUUAAUAAUAAGGAAUUAAAGGGUAAAAAGGUCAAGUGUUCAACUUCACAAGCUAAACACAAGUUAUUUAUCGGUAACGUACCUAAAAAUUGGACACUGGAUGACAUGGAAAAGGUUGUCAAAAACGUUGGACCAGGCAUCAAUUCUGUAGAGCUACUAAAGGAUCCACAAAAUUCUAGGCGGAACCGUGGGUUCGCUUUCAUCGAGUAUUAUAACCAUGCCUGUGCUGAGUAUUCAAGACAAAAGAUGUUGAAACCAAAGUUCAAGCUCGAUGAUAAUGCCCCAACUGUGAGCUGGGCUGACCCAAAAAAUGCGGAGUCUUCAGCCGCUUCUUCACAGGUUAAGGCAGUUUACGUAAAGAACUUGCCUAAAGAUGUGACCCAAGAUCAGUUAGAAAAGAUAUUUGAGCACCAUGGGAAGAUUUCGAAAGUAGUCCUUCCGCCAGCCAAAGCGGGCCAUGAGAAGAGUAGGUUUGGUUUUGUUCAUUUUGCAGAGAGAUCAAGCGUUAUGAAGGCUCUGAAGAACACUGAGAAGUACGAGCUCAAUGGUCAAGUAUUGGAGUGCUCUCUUGCUAAACCACAAGCAGACCAGAAAUCAUCUGGAGGAUCUUCAAGCUCACAGAAGGCUGCUUUACUUCCUAGCUACCCUCCCCGUGUUGGGUAUGGUUUGGUAGGAAGUCCGUAUGGUGCUUUGAGUGCAGGCUAUGGUGCAGGAUAUACACAGCCACUUAUCUAUGGAAGGGGGCCUUCAACUGCUGGUAUGGCAAUGAUGCCAAUGCUUUUGCCCGAUGGAAGGAUCGGAUAUGUCCUGCAACAACCAGGUGUGCAGCCACUCACACCGCCGCCAGCACUACCACAACAUCAAAGACGUGGAAGUGGUCGUAGUGGUGGUGGAAAUAGUGGUGGUAGUCGUAGUGGAGGUGGAAAUAGUGGUGGUGGUCGUAGUGGAGGUGGAAAUAGUAGUGGCGGUCGUAGUGGAGGAAGCGGUUCGGGUGGUCCCAAUAGGCGUGGUAAUAAUGAUAGUGGUGGUCGUGGACGUAGCCGCUAUAACCCCUAUUAGCUUUGCAGCAAAGGUGGAUCGCCAACUAUUUUUCAUUCAACUUAUCACAGCACUUGAGCACCCGGAGGACAUUAACGAUUGAACUUAAUUCUAAUCACAAUUGUCAAUUGCUUUAGCAUAUAUAUUCCAUUCCCGUCUUUGCCAAUCCUACUUUGUGAGCUUUGAAUAAUAAAACUUUGUUGUUUAUAUUACAACUAAAAUUAACUGCACCAGCGACAGCAACAGUAAUGGAUGGUGUUAUGCAUUUUUCA